GUCAGUCACCAUGGUGGCAUACAACAGAGCAGAGCGGCGGCGGCUCUAUCUUCACUUUUAGCUCCAUCAAAAUGCAAACAUAGUAGAUUUUCUCAGUGAGAGGACGGGAGUCUUCCUCUGAUAAUGGGCGUGAGCUGGUUGCUGACGGGUUAGCCGCUUGCUAUUUCCUCACUUUUUUGUUUGCUGGAUCCUUACAUGGAAUUUCUCCCCCGUCGCUAGCAGAGCAGAAUGCUGAAGAGACAAGGAAUGGCUUUAAUGAACGCUGGCUUGAAUAAAGGGACAACACUUUUUACGCUAAGAAAAUAACUCUUAAGAGGGGGAGUUUGACCGGCGCUUUUAAAGGAAGUUUCCUCCCCGGUGGGGACCGGUGUUGGCAGCCGGAUUCGGCACGGGCAGCAGAAAGACAGACACCCUGAGGAGACUGCUCGGCUGUCUGGCUCCAGUCGUGGCCUGGCUCAGGGCACUCCCAGCUUACCCGCUAGCAUCUGAGCACAGGCGACGAGAAUAAAGCAAGACAAUAGGGGGACUUGUUUUGUAUAUAUCCUGCCCCUGGAUAGAGGUAAUUUUAAGGAUAAGGAAUUCCACAUCCUCUAGACGGCUUCUUCCAAAACAAUGGCGUCUUACGUGGAUAACAGCUUUCGGCAGGCUGUGAUGAAGAAUCCGGCUGAACGGACGCAACAGGACCUGGAGAUCGUCUACUCUUAUCUCCAUGGGAUGGAAGCCUUAUCCAACCUGCGAGAGCACCAGUUGAGGAUCAUGUGUGAGACGGUGCGUUAUGAGAGACAUGAGGCCAAUGAAGUGCUAUACUACCCUGAUGACAUAGGAAGCUGCUGGUACAUCCUGUUGUCUGGCUCAGUUUUCAUCAAAGAAUCCAUGUUCCUGCCCAGAAGCAGUUUUGGGAAGCGAUCAGCUGGCAGCCUUCGACGUGGAUGUGAGUGCAUCGUCCUGGAACCAUCAGAGAUGAUUGUGGUGGACUAUAUGGAUGAAAAUGAGGAGUACUUUCAGCGACAAGCCUCGCACAGACAGUCCCGUCGGCGCUUUCGGAAGAUCAACCAGAAAGGGGAGAGACAAACAAUCAUCGACACCGUGGAUCCGUACCCUACAGGAAAGCCACCCAUAGCCCGCGGGUACCACACGGAAUGCAAUAAACCCCAGCUCCCCGCAGACUUCAGCAGACUUCACCUGGCCGACGGCUUACACCCACAGGUGACCCACGUCUCCUCAAGCCACUCAGGAUGUAGUAUCACCAGCGACUCUGGAAGCAGCAGCCUGUCAGACAUUUACCAGGCCACAGAAAACGAACCAGGUGACAUGGACCUGAGUGGCCUGCCAGAGACCGCUGUGGACUCUGAGGAGGACGACGAUGAAGAGGACAUCGAGCGAGCGUCCGACCCCCUCAUGAGUCGGGACAUUGUGCGGGACUGUCUGGAGAAGGACCCCAUGGACAGGACCGACGAUGACAUAGAGCAAUUACUGGAGUUCAUGCAUCAACUGCCAGCAUUUGCCAACAUGACCAUGUCAGUGAGGAGGGAACUCUGCGCUGUCAUGGUUUUCGCUGUGGUCGAACGCGCCGGCACCAUCGUUCUCAAUGAUGGAGAAGAGCUGGACUCAUGGUCGGUGAUCCUGAACGGUUCGGUGGAGGUGACGUACCCUGACAGCCGGACAGAAAUCCUGUGCAUGGGAAAUAGUUUUGGGGUGUCACCAACCAUGGAGAAAGAAUACAUGAAAGGUGUCAUGAAGACCAAAGUAGACGACUGCCAGUUUGUGUGUAUAGCCCAGCAGGACUACUGCUGCAUCCUCAACCAGGUGGAGAAGAACAUGCAGAAGGUUGAGGAGGAAGGAGAAAUUGUUAUGGUGAAGGAACACCGUGAACUCGACCGCACCGGCACCAGGAAAGGGCACAUUGUCAUCAAGGGCACACCGGAGCGUCUCACCAUGCACCUCGUAGAGGAGCACUCAGUAGUGGACCCUACAUACAUCGAGGACUUCCUGUUGACCUACAGGACCUUCCUCUCAAGCCCCAUGGUCGUGGGCAAGAAGCUCCUGGAGUGGUUCCACGACCCAAGUCUCAGGGACAAGGUUACACGGGUAGUCUUGCUGUGGGUAAACAAUCACUUCAAUGACUUUGAAGGUGACCCUGCCAUGACUCGCUUUCUGGAAGAGUUUGAAAACAAUCUGGAAAAAGAAAAAAUGUGUGGGCACCUAAGACUGUUAAACAUAGCAUGUGCUGCUAAAGCCAAGCCACGGCUGGUGACACUAACCAAGCCGUCCAGGGACUCUCCACUGGCAUUCAGCCUUCUCGGAGGUCAGGAGAAAGGUUUCCGCAUCUUCAUCGAUGCUGUGGAGCCUGGAAGCAAAGCAGCAGAAGCUGGCCUUAAGCGUGGAGAUCAAAUCUUGGAGGUCAAUGGACAGAAUUUUGAGAAUGUCCAGCUCAGCAAAGCCAAUGAGAUUCUGAAGAACAACACCCAUUUGUCCAUAACUGUGAAGACAAACCUUUUAGUGUUUAAAGAGCUGCUAACAAGGCCAGAACAUGACCAUGAUUUGGAUUGUGAGGAGGAACAUGAUCGAAAGAACGGGGCACCCCACCUUCCAAAGAUUGGGGACAUUAAGAAAGCCAGUCGCUACUCGAUCCCCGACCUGGCGGUGGAUGUGGAGCAGGUGAUGAGUCUGGAAAAGGUCAGCAAGAAAGCAAAGACCAACACAGUGGGAGGACGCAACAAGCUGAAGAAGAUCUUUGAUAAGACGCUCACGAGCAUCCUGCCCCCUAAACCGUACAACGACGUUUGCGUGGGCCAAUCACAGGAUGACAGCAUAGUGGGAAUGAAGCAGUCCAAACAGAUCCCACCAGCUCUGCCAGUCAGCGGAAACCUCUCGUCGUCAAACCCAGACCUCCUGCAGUCACACCACCGCAUCCUCGACUUCAACAACCAGCCUGAUAUGUCAGACCAGGUGUUGCGAGUCUUCAAGGCGGACCAGCAGUCUCGGUAUAUUAUGAUCGGGAAGGACACAACCGCUAAAGAAGUGGUGGCCCAGGCUAUCAGGGAGUUCGCCCUGACUGCUGCACCGGAGGCUUAUUCGCUGUGCGAGGUGUCUGUCACACCUGAGGGCGUCAUCAAGCAGAGACGUUUACCUGAUCAGCUUUCUAAGCUAGCCGACAGGAUUCAGCUGAGCGGCAGAUACUACCUAAAGAGCAACAUGGAGACAGAGACGUUAUGUUCCGAUGAGGAUGCCCAGGACCUCCUUCGAGAAGGACAGAUUUCUUUGUUACAGCUCAGCACCGUGGAGGUGGCCACGCAGCUCUCCAUGCGGGCCUUUGAACUUUUCUGCGCCAUCGAGCCCACCGAAUACAUCGAUGACCUUUUCAAGCUGCGCUCAAAGACUGGCUCUGUCAGCCUCAAGCGCUUCGAGGAGGCAAUUAACCACGAGACCUUCUGGGUGGCCACUGAGGUUACGCGGGAACCGAACCAGCUCAAACGCAUGAAGAUCAUCAAGCACUUCAUCAAGAUAGCCCUGCACUGUCGCGAGUGCAAGAACUUUAGCUCCAUGUUCGCAAUCAUCAGUGGUCUGAACCUGGCUCCAGUCUCCAGGCUAAGAGGCACAUGGGAGAAGUUGCCAAGCAAAUAUGAGAAACUGUUCGGGGACCUGCAGGACCUCUUCGACCCUUCAAGAAAUAUGGCCAAGUACAGGAAUGUCCUCAGCAAUCAAAACCUCCAGCCACCAAUCAUCCCCCUGUUCCCUGUCAUCAAGAAGGACCUCACCUUUCUACAUGAAGGCAAUGACUCUAAAGUGGACGGCCUGGUGAACUUUGAAAAGCUGCGGAUGAUUGCCAAAGAAAUUCGCCAUGUUGGUCGCAUGGCGUCUGUCAACAUGGACCCAGCCCUUAUGUUCCGAACAAGGAAGAAGAAAUGGAGAAGUUUAGGCAGGUCGCUAAGUCAGGGUAGCGCCAACGCCGCCGUGCUUGACGUCACACAGACAGGUGGGCACAAGAAGCGAGUGCGACGCAGUUCCUUCCUAAACGCCAAAAAGCUUUACGAGGAUGCCCAGAUGGCUAGGAAGGUCAAACAGUACCUGUCCAACCUCAGCCUGGAAACGAAUGAGGAGAGUCUUCAGACACUCUCCCUACAGUGUGAACCCUCCAUUAGCACAUUGCCCAAAAAUGCAGGUGGGAAACGACCAGACACUUCUCCAGUUGUGCCCAGAGCUGCAAGUCAACAAAGGGGUCAGCUGGCCAAAGGAAACCAGGCUCUCCAGGUCCCCGCUGUGGCCCUUUACCCAUCUCGAAAGAAAGUGCAAGUCAAGGAUCUGCCACCAUUCGGCACCAGUUCCCCGCAGUCUCUGAAGAAGAUCCUCGCUCUUUCAGAGGAAGGGAGCGAAAGACACCGGAGGCAGCCAGAGGACACCAUGUCCAAUGCCUCCUCCCAGCUCUCCUCCCCUCCCACCUCCCCCCAGAGCUCGCCCAAGAAGGGUUACAACAGGAUGGGAGACACCUACUCAGACUCUGGUCACAGUGAGAUCUCCUCUCGCUCCAGUCUUGUUAGUAACUCCUCUUUCGACAUGGCCCAGGAGGAGAGGAGACUUCGUCACUCCGGAGUAGUCGGGGAUUCUCACAUCGGAGGAUCAAGGCUGGAACGAAGAGCCACAACUGACCCCGAUCAGUACAGUCUUGGGUCAUAUUCAUCAAUGCAGGACUGUCGGGGCAUUUAUGCUGGCGGCCAUACAGUACUCUCCUCACCCAGUUCAGAGGAACUGACUCAGGAUCAGGGAGACCGCGUUUCCCUCGAUGCUGCAGACAGCGGCCGCGGUUCUUGGACGUCCUGUUCCUCUGGCUCCCACGACAAUAUCCAGACCAUGCAGCAAGGACGUAGUUGGGAAACUUUGGCCUUUGGCGGUGGUGGAAGUGGAGGCGGCAUUGGAGGGCUCCCUCCUGGCGGGCCAGAUGCCUUAUUAGGGGGAUCAGCUGCACUGUGGGCAGCACAGGCAAGGGGGAGCUGGGCAUCUGCCAGCUCCUCCUCGUCCUCAGCAGCAUACUGGGGGGAGGACUCCGAGGGGGAUACCGGCACCAUAAAGAGGAGAGGAGGAAAGGACGUCAGCACCGACCCAGAAACAAGUAGCAUCACAUCCACCGGGUCAGAGGAGGCAAAGCAGCUCGGCCGACCAUCUCCAUCACCCAUCACCGUCGGAAAUAAAGGCGGCCUUUCCCGAAAAGAGGGCCGUUACCGUGAGCCUCCCCCGACUCCCCCCGGCUACACUGCCUUGACCAUCUCCGACCUCGCUGAGGGACAGCACUCAGCCCAGUCUGUUCCCACGUCCACAGCGACCCACUCAGGCCGGCGGCCACCAGACUACACUACGGCUCUGCAGCGCUCGCGCAUGGUCACCCAGUCGCCCGACUCCCACCAGGCCCACCAGGGGGCCAAGCACCGGGCAGGCGGCCUCCACCGCACUCGCUCACCUGCCGAGGAGCAAGAGCCUGAAGAGGAAGAGGAGGGUGAGUCCUUGUCUUCCAAACUAGUCGCUCUGAGGAAGCCAGUGGCACAGCAUACACCAGAGACUCCCAGACCAUGACAGUGUGUGUACGGGGGUUAACAGGCAGGGCCCGACUCCCCAAGGCAGAGGAUGAACAGGUGUCAGCGGUUUGAGGGACAACAGUGGACAUCUUUUUGCAGUAACUUGAAGUGCCCCUUGUUCAGGGUGGGCAGGAUUAAAGAGACAGGCAAACAGACUCAUCCGUGACAUAACGUGCCUGCCUCCUCCACUUGAUUCUCCCUCCUUAUUGGUGGAUUCCUCUGCUCAUCUCCCUCCUCCGCCUUAAAGCAUCAUGGAGGGUUGAAUGACCCUGCAUGCAAAAAAAAAAAAGAAAAAAAAAGGAUAAAAAUACUGUGAAGAAGAGAUGGAGAGAAGGUCAAAGACGAUUUAAAAAAAUGCCUGGCACUUUGGAAAAAAUAAGACUGCAGAACCCUGACUGGCACUGGGUUUUGGGGGGCUUCACCCUAGCCACAGACACACAAAACCACAUAAAUAUUACUGUUACAAACAGGACUGACUUCUUAAGACUGCCCCCCACCACCACCGCCGCCGCCACCAAUAACAAAAUCCCAGACCUUGCUGUUGACACCACAGCAUCAUGACGUGUUGAGCUUCAUCUGCACUUUCUCAUUUUCUACUUUCUAAAAAAAAAAACAAAAACAACAAAAAAACAACCCAAGAACAAAUAAAACAACAAAACAGACUAAUGCUGAAGACGGAGAGAAACGACGGUUGACUUGACUCUUAAUUUUCAACUUCCCACUAGAUUUUUUUUUUUUUUUGUUUGUUUGUUUGUUUGAGUUUUGUUUCUUUGAUUGCACUCUGGGGGACCGAAAAGAGAAAUCAAGUCAGCCCAUAAUUUCUCUGCCUGGACUGAAAUGACCCAUCUGUUGCUGAGGGUUUGAACUCUGAAUCCAGUAUUAUCUCAUGUCACAUAUGAAAGCUAAUCACUUGUUGGUUUAAAUCAAAGAGCUAGGAGGAGGACUCAGGUGGGAGAACCAACGUGCACACAUACACAAACAGACAGAGACACACACACAAUACAUUUUGCAUACCCAAGCAUAAACAAAAUCACAGUUUAAUUCAAAAGCUAGCACUUUCAGCACAAUAUCAGAUUUUACCAGAUGCUUGCCGCCACCCCCCCCACACCCCCGGAUACCAGGGUAUGAGUGAAGCAUAUCAGCAGAGUGUGUCUGGUUAUAUCUCAGUCUUUGUAUCAUCUAGUUGCUUUGUUUUACACUGAGACUUUUGAUGGCGAUUAUAGGAAAAAGCACAGAGAUGACCCACUGGGAAUCACAUGAGGCUUAACGGUGUUGGUCUCUACAGUGCAUCAGAGGCACACAAGCGAGCUAAAGCGAGAAAUCUAAGAAUCAUAGUACAAACUGUGAGCAGCAAUCGAGCACUAAUAUUAGAAAAGUUGCCUUUCAUUCCUUUAUUCUUACUGAUGAAAGGAUCACAGACCAGCAGCAGGGCUGAUUUUGUUUUAAAAGCUGCCAGUGUGAAUCUACCUUUGCAACAUGAUCUUGUAAUAGUCUUAAUAUACACCCAUUUCCCUCCCAAAUGAAAAUAUCCACUAAUUCAGAUUUGGCUUCUUCCCGACACAAACACACGCCACAUCUCAUGAAUGUCCAAGCGCCUUAUGAUGCCAUGAUUGCAAACAUUUCAUUCGGCGGUUGUCCCCAAUGUGAAUCACCUUGUUUCAAGAGCAAGCCUUGAAUCAAGCAAUAGUGGAAUGAAAUGCCUUAUUCAAGAUACUUCCCCUGGCUUUUUUUUUUUUUUUGUUGUUGUUGUUUUAUUUUGUGUGUGUGUUUUGGGUUUUUUUUAAUAUAUAUAUAUAUAAAGACUCAGUAGAACCAGGAAGUCGGGCAUUUUUUUUUGGUUUUGUUUGUGGCUUCAGGUGGUUUUACCAGACUGUGUUACAGUAUAGUAGAUCUUUUUGUCUCGGCAUAGAGCGACCCUGCCUCCCUCCCUCUGUUGUCGUGCUACCAGAUACAUCCUCAGAAACUCUCCUCAUCUGUUACAGACAUCAGCUCAGUGGAUGCUGUGUGUAUAUCGCUAAUGCCUGCGUCCAGUUUUACAUCAUAUCUCAGCAUCAAUGGAAGCGACUGAAAGUUUUGAUCUUUUUUUUCUUUGACUCCGGUGAGGUAGUUGACAAAUGAAGUACUUUUGUUUUGUUUUUAAUCCAAGGCUGCCAAUUUAAACGGUUAAGAAUCCACUUGUGAAACGUAAACUUUUUGUUGUUCUUCAGAGUGGCACUGAUCACAUUGAUCAGUCUUUGAAUGAGUGCAGUGUUUUCCACUGUGUUCUGUGACUUCGCUCUAAUCAUUUUUUUUCCUAGGGUCUCUUUUGUUGUAUUUCUUUUUUUUGUAAUGGUUGCAGAUGGAUUGUUAAUAAUUUGUUUGUAAUACAGUGGUGACAUGCAUCAUUCACUUUCAUUCAACUCUGAAGAUAAUGUGCAUAUUAGCGGGCCGAGUCCUAGUUCGAAAAACAAAACGUUGCACAACAAUGUACAAGCGUAAAGAUAAGUGUAGUAGGUAGAACUGCUACUCCGUUUGAUGUGUGAUGUCAGUGAGAAAUGUACAUUUAGCUGGUGAUGAUCUUCUUUUCUUCAUUCUUUCUUGUACUACUUUGACCUGUAUGUCUUUUAAAAAGACAAUUGGUGGAGUACGUAUCGGUUGUUUUUUGUAUUUUUAAUACAAUAAUUGUAAAUAUUGGUUAUAUUUUUGUUCAAAUGUACUAUGUUUAUGCCUCAACAUCCAGUUUAUAUGAAGCUGGGAAUCAAUAAAACUGCAUAAAGAAUCAACACUUAGGUUUAAAUUCACUUAUUCAUUUCUUCUGCAUUUAGAUGUCUUUCUUUUUAUUUUUCUUUCUAAGGAUUUUUUUUUUCCCCUUUUGUCUCCAGAUGCCGUCUAGUGUUUGCACAAGUCAUGGAAGCAACUUGAAAAGUGUAACGCUCAUCCUUUUCUAUCUGACCACAGAGUGUCAGAGUUAAUAAAAGAGAUAUUGAAGUCUC
This is a messenger RNA of Pelmatolapia mariae (spotted tilapia), 8539 nucleotides long. It is a transcript of the gene rapgef2b, whose product is annotated as Rap guanine nucleotide exchange factor 2b. The record is from RefSeq and is a predicted model, not a curated record. NCBI's taxonomy places the organism in Eukaryota, Metazoa, Chordata, Actinopteri, Cichliformes, Cichlidae. Gene Ontology annotation, molecular function: guanyl-nucleotide exchange factor activity; protein binding. The transcript has 30 exons. The coding region runs from base 613 to 5565 and encodes 1650 amino acids. Gene Ontology annotation, biological process: small GTPase-mediated signal transduction.